CCUCACAACUCUGUUUUAAAAACCUCUCUCUCUCGCGUCAAUCGCUCAUCGACUUGUUUCGAUCUCUACUCUUGCAAAAUCUGAAAACAUGGCUCUACCUAACCAGCAAAUCGUCGAUAAUGGAGGAGGCACAGUGAAUGGUGAUAAGAAGAAACCUUCUCUUCGUGGUGGUAAGAGAAAGAGGAAAACGAAGAAGGAAGCUGAGAAGAAAGAUGUGAAGAAACCCCGAGCGACCAGAACCAGACCACAGCAAGAGACUGAGUACUUUGAGGACAAACGUAAUCUGGAAGAUUUGUGGAAGGCUGCAUUUCCAGUGGGAACUGAGUGGCAUAAGUUAGAUGCAGUUUAUAAUGAAUUCAAUUGGGAUUUCAAAACUCUUGAAGAAGCAUUUGAGGAAGGAGGAAUACUCUAUGGCAAGAAAGUCUUUGUUUUUGGCUUUGCUGAACCUCAGUACUUCUAUGACACCGAAGGAAAAAAAAUGGUCCAUGUCCCAUCAGUUGUUGCUGUUGAAUCACCAUUUCCGCCUUCUGAUAAGUUAGCAAUCACAUCGAUUCAGGGUGCAGCGGAGGAAAUCGUUCCAAUGAAGCAGAUGAAAAUGGACUGGGUUCCUUACAUUCCUUUUGAAACAAGAGAUAAACAAGUUGAUAGGAUGAACUUUCAAAUUUUUAUCAUGGGCUGUACGCAAUCUGCUCUCAGACAUUUGAAGGAAGAUCGUAUCAAGAAGUUCGAGUAUUCCCUUCCUUAUUUCUAUAACCCGUUUGUGGAAGAUGCACUUGAACAGAGUACUGAGGUCGACAUUUUGUCCCCCUCUGAUUCUGAACCGGAGCCACUUGUAUUUGACUGGAAGUAUACCAAACUUCAGGAAUUUGUUGAUGAUCUGAUUGAAGGGGAAUUAUUAGCUGCUGAGAAAGAGGAUGAAUUCAAAGAGUUUGUGAAAGAGCAAGUUCGAGCAGCAAAGAAAGCUAAUAGAGAGGCUAGAGAGGCUCGAGAGAAAGCAAUAGAAGAAAUGAGCGAAGAGACUAAGGAAGCCUUUCAAAGCAUCAAGUUCUACAAAUUCUACCCUCGCCCUUCACCCCAUGUCCCUACAUUCCUGACGUCGUCUUUCAUUAACCGAUACUACGGGAAAGCUCAUCAAGUCCUUUGAAGUGGAGUCAUCAGAAAACAGCUUUUCUUCCUCUAUAGUUAAAAAAGCCAACUUCAGAAAAUGUCUUUUAUUCUUUUUCAAUUCUAUUCUUCUCUAGAAAGAAAUAAUACAUCAGUUGUAAUUAAGUAUUUUCCAAUCCCUAAGAGCUGUGGGAUGAUUUGACC
Molecule: messenger RNA, 1308 nt
Organism: Camelina sativa (false flax)
Lineage: Eukaryota; Viridiplantae; Streptophyta; Magnoliopsida; Brassicales; Brassicaceae
Source: RefSeq, a predicted model, not a curated record